This is a messenger RNA of Diaporthe citri, 2469 nucleotides long. RefSeq lists its product as uncharacterized. The transcript has a single exon. Bases 1 to 2469 code for a protein of 822 amino acids. The record is from RefSeq and is a predicted model, not a curated record. Lineage: Eukaryota; Fungi; Ascomycota; Sordariomycetes; Diaporthales; Diaporthaceae.
AUGCCGGCUCCUUGCCAUACCCCCGGAAGGGGCGAUAGCAAGCCCAAGCCCAAGCCGGGCGGGCGUGUUGACGGUGAGCGUUCCUCUGAACGCAGGGCAAGAGGAACUCCAUCCAACACACCCUAUACCCCUGCCUCCGUUUCCCUCGGUCGCAUCCAUCGAAAGCGACCUGGCGAUGGCCCAGUCGAUGGCAGCACCUCCAGCAAGCGUCGUGGACUCUCCGCUACCACUCCAAACCCUUCACCUCUGGCAAGCGACCGUGUCGGUCUCACUGGACCUCCACAAACGCCUGUCAUCGACCUCACAGUGGACUACGUUCCCCAAGCCAACUCGUUUGACUCCAAGAGGCGUGUCGAGAGCACCUCCGGCACCUUUCUCGGCUCUCCCACGCGCCAAGCUCGAAGUGCUCUUCGCUACACCAGUCCCUUGUUUCCUUCCACGCCUACUGGCGCCAAGCGGAAGAUUGAUUUCGUCGAUCUGACCAUUGGCGAUGACUCCGAUGAUGAUUCGAAAGCAUCAUCAAGUAAAAAGCCUCGAAAGACCGUACAGUCUCGACCCAGCGAGGACAUCUUUCACUCGCCGAAUGUUGAGAAGCCAAUGGCUCUAGGACGGCUCUUUGAUCACUCACGCCAACGACCUGAGUCUAAGCAUGGACAGGCUGGUCCAGCCAACUUGGUCGAGAAGAAGGGUGCGACAUUGUUGACUCCGUCGCAGGCUCGAGUGUAUCCGAGUUCCGUAUCGGCGGUUCGACCUGGUCAGAUCACAAACGGAUCUCCGAGAGCUUCCAAGGGUAUGACAGCUCCCAUGAAGUCUGCAUUUGCGCAGGAAGGCAAGAAAUUCCCCUUUACCACCGAAUCGAAGUCCAUCGAGACUGAAGCCGACCCACAUCAUCUGCGACGGGUCUCUGAUUCUGUCCCUCGAGCCGGCCUGCAAGACCUUUGUCUCGCCGUCGGGCUUUCGAGUACCGCUGACAAGAAGGGAAACGAGAAGAGAUCAGUGAACAGGAAGACUGAUGCAGACGGUCCUACCGGAAUUGACUCCGCUCCCGACGAGACCGGGAACCUUUCCAAAACUGACUCCUCUGGGCCAGGCCUCGCAGCCGGUAGGCUUCCUUCUGUGUGGCAAAGACCACCUCUGCCGUUUGGUCGCAGUAAGCUACUGCAUAGUAGCGCAUCUUCCCUCCAAGGACGCGAGUUGGAUGCGUCGUACCCAAUCCGCACUAGAAACGGAGGCAACGGUAGCCACCAGGUGGUCGAGACAGAGUCCGCCGGAGAAGGCGACAGAAGUACUGAACUUGGCGACAAUGAUCUUGGAGUCUCGGCAGGAGCAGGUCAGCUCCAGAAGCCCUCAAUUCUGACGAUUCAAGGCCAGGCGGAGGAGCAGAGCGAGCAAGUUGCUGACGGUCGUGCUGGUGGUAGCAACGAGCACGAUGAACGCGGCUCGACCGGCCCCAUGUUGGCGAUCGGCCGCAGGAACGACACUCAAGACAAGCUACGGCCGCCUACUCCGCUCUCGUCGAGGCGAAGGCGUUCGAGGAUCGUAGCCCUGAGAGCACCACCGGAUCAGUUGCGCCGCAUCUCCCAGCGGCCCGUCCAGCGGCCCGAGAUCCCAAUGGACAUUUGCUUCUUGAUCUGGAUACCCCUCGAGAUCCAAGAAAAGAUAUUUGCGUACCUGCUGCUCGCUGACGAUCCGAUCCAGGUCCUCCACGGCUGGGCCAAGCUGUACCAGCGGCAGCGUUCCAACCUGUCCCCUGCCAUUCUGUCGACUUGCCAGGCAAUCUACAGGAACGCCUCUGUGUUCUUGUAUGGUCGAAACGUGUUUCGAUACAUGGUGCGGGACCGGGCCGAGUCGGAUGCCUUCCCAUCAUUCGGACAGGACAUCAAUGUUGAGAAAUACAUGCCCCUCUUCCGCAAGCUCGAGUUGAAGAUCGAGCGGUCUCGCACGGAGCGUGCGUACUGCACCUCGUUAGCCAAUGCGAUUCACCUGUUGAACAGAAACGGCGCUAACCUCCACACCCUGACGCUGGACGUGUCGCCUACGGUGGAGGGUGACACCCUGUCGACGGUGGGCUACUUCUACCCGGGUGGCGAGAUCAUCCAGGCUUUGAAGGCCCUCAAGACCUGUUUCAUAGUGGUGCGGGUGUACACGCCCAAGACCAAGAAAGAGCCUGCAACCAGCCUCCGCCGCAAGCUCGACAUGCGCAUCGAUCUGUGCCGAUUCGAACAGGCCCCAGACCAGCCGCCCGAGACGCAGCUCGACGACCUGAGCGAGAAGAUUACCGCCGCGUGUGAGAGCCCCUCGAAGGUGGUCGAGAGGGGUUGGUUCGAGGAGUUCGAGGUGGUGCCUCAGCCAUACGAGCGCCGGGCCCGCCCGUUGAGGAUCGCGUACAACGAUGAGGACGACGACGACGACGUUGGUGGUAGCGACGAAGACGAUGAUGGCGACGACAGUGGCGACUUUCGGGGUUGA